GGUAACGGCGGGCCCGACGUGAGCCGCAAGGAUGGUGGCCGCCAAGAAGACGAAAAAGUCCUUAGAGUCCAUCAACUCUAGGCUUCAGCUGGUUAUGAAAAGUGGUAAAUAUGUACUAGGGUACAAACAGACUCUGAAAAUGAUCCGGCAGGGCAAAGCCAAGUUGGUCAUCCUUGCCAACAACUGUCCCGCUCUGAGAAAAUCAGAAAUUGAGUACUACGCUAUGUUGGCCAAAACUGGCGUGCACCACUACAGCGGCAACAACAUUGAAUUGGGUACAGCUUGUGGAAAGUACUACAGAGUAUGUACACUGGCCAUCAUUGACCCAGGUGAUUCUGACAUCAUUAGAAGCAUGCCAGAACAAACCAGUGAGAAGUAAAAUUGCAGAACUUUCAUUUUUUGUGUA
Euleptes europaea (tarantolino) is the source of this 406-nucleotide messenger RNA. It is a transcript of the gene RPL30, whose product is annotated as ribosomal protein L30. NCBI's taxonomy places the organism in Eukaryota, Metazoa, Chordata, Lepidosauria, Squamata, Sphaerodactylidae. Bases 32 to 379 code for a protein of 115 amino acids. Gene Ontology annotation, molecular function: RNA binding; structural constituent of ribosome. The transcript has 4 exons. The record is from RefSeq and is a predicted model, not a curated record. Gene Ontology annotation, cellular component: cytosolic large ribosomal subunit.